Molecule: messenger RNA, 393 nt
Organism: Sorex araneus (European shrew)
Lineage: Eukaryota; Metazoa; Chordata; Mammalia; Eulipotyphla; Soricidae
Product: cytochrome b-c1 complex subunit 10
Exons: 3
Coding region: 109-279 (56 amino acids)
Biological process (GO): mitochondrial electron transport, ubiquinol to cytochrome c
Cellular component (GO): mitochondrial inner membrane
Source: RefSeq, a predicted model, not a curated record
AGCGGGUUGGGGCGGGGCCUCCUCGCGCGCCUGCGCGCUGCGGCCCGCGCGCCUGCGCAGUGCGGCCGGGACGGCGGGGGUCACCCUGAGCUGCGGACGGGCGCCGCGAUGAUCACCAGGUUUUUGGGGCCGCGGUACGCCCAGCUUGCUAAGAACUGGGUCCCCACAGCGGGGAUGUGGGGCGCCGUGGGUGCCGUGGGGCUGGUGUGGGCCACCGAUUGGCGUCUGAUCCUCGACUGGGUCCCCUACAUCAACGGCAAGUUCAAGAAGGACAGUUAAGGCGCGUGGCCCUCCACGCACCCGCAUCCUGGUGCUGCGUCCGGCUGAGCCCCCCGUCACGCCGGCAGGAGGGACCCGCUGGGCUGGAAAUGGCUGUUUGAACACCCCCCCCCC